Messenger RNA from Lytechinus variegatus (green sea urchin), 3970 nucleotides. RefSeq names its product solute carrier family 25 member 40-like. The record is from RefSeq and is a predicted model, not a curated record. The transcript is spliced from 11 exons. Gene Ontology annotation, biological process: mitochondrial transmembrane transport. NCBI's taxonomy places the organism in Eukaryota, Metazoa, Echinodermata, Echinoidea, Temnopleuroida, Toxopneustidae. The coding region runs from base 174 to 1217 and encodes 347 amino acids.
UUGGAAAAUUAUAUUGUUGCGUAAUCACAACGUUAGGCAGUGUCUCGAUUUCAUCUUGAACUUUUGUUGAAGAAAAUUCCGGGAGCUAAAAUUUGCUUUGGAUCAGCUUUGUGCAUGGAUGCCAAUUUGUUUUCAUUAGUAUACCAGCUUCGGUGAUGUGGUAGAUAGCUAGCAUGAUGUCAGGUCAACAUGGGAAGGAGGAAGAGGGAAAGACCGCACAAUCAAAUCCCAAUGCUUUGAAACCGUGGCACCAAAUGGUUGCCUCUGGCAGUGGGGCCCUCAUCACUGCUAUUACAAUGACCCCACUUGAUGUGGUGAAGAUCAGACUACAAGCACAGGCUAAGCCCAUGCAGAGUGGUCAGUGUUUUUUCUACUGUAAUGGACUUAUGGACCAUGUAUGUAGAUGCCUCAAUGGCUCUCAACCAGGAACAGCCGCUCCAUGGUACAAGGCACCUAGCAAGUUUAAUGGCACCUUGGAUGCCUUUGUGAAGAUUGCACGAAAUGAAGGAGUUUUCAAGUUAUGGAGUGGUCUCUCUCCCACACUUGUGAUGGCAGUACCUGCAACCAUCCUGUACUAUACCUCCUAUGAUCAGCUGAAGUAUCGUCUCGACUACAAGCAGGGUGUCAAGGGAGAGCUAUGGAAACCAAUGGUAGCAGGGGGCGGUGCUAGAUUAUUCGCCUGCACUGUAAUUGCCCCGCUAGAGCUUAUACGCACCAAGAUGCAGUCCCGACCUUUGACCUACGCUGAGAUGGUAGGGUGUGUCCGCACAGCUGUCACAGAAGAGGGCAUCAUGUCGUUAUGGAGGGGGUGGAGUCCUAUGGUCUGGAGGGAUGUGCCCUUCUCAGUUAUAUUAUGGCUGAACUAUGAACCUUUGAAGGGACGAAUUUGUAAAGAAUAUGGUCUUACAACCCCAACAUUUCCCAUUGCAUUUUUCUCAGGAGCAUUUGCUGGCACAAUUGCAGGAGUCCUAACACAGCCUUUUGAUGUAUUAAAGACGCACAGACAAAUAGAGAUGGGGGAUAUUGGAGAUAUGAGAAGGUCUAAACAAGUAUCGAGUCACACACUAGACAUCAUGAGGAAGUUAUAUGCUGAAAAGGGACUGAAUGGCUUAUAUGCAGGUACCCUGCCUAGACUCUUCAAGAUUACACCAGCUUGUGCAAUCAUGAUCGGUUCCUAUGAACUGGGUAAAUCUAUCUUCCUCAAGGAUGUCAAAUGAGAUGAAUACUCUUGCCCUUGGAAUGACAUACAUUUGUUUAGAGAGCUUUGAGCUAUUGAUACCAUCCAUAGGAAUCAUGAUGCCUUAUCCAUUGAUAUCUGACUCGAUCAUGCUGAUGGCAGACUUACCAUGCAGUAAUUGUUUUUCUUUACUCCUUUGAACAAUUUGCUCUAUUGGAUCAAUGAUUGUAUUUUUGUGAACAAUUAUGAUCAUGAUGCCAUCAGUCAUGCUGACAGUCACAAUGCCUAAAUGCUGUGAUAGGUCACUGAAGUGGAUACCAGUAUUAAAAAGGAUUUUCAGUCUACAUCCAGCAAAAGACUUCAAUUAUUUUGCUUAUAUUAUGAUAGUAAUAAUGAUCAUGGCAGUAAUAAAGAUAAGGAUGAUAAUAAUAUGGGCUAUCUGUAGUCCAACUUUUCGAUGCCCAUGGUGUUAAAAAAAAAUAGGCAUUACUUAGUACAGAUGAAAACAACUCCACCAUCUUACUGAUUUAAAUUAAAUAAUUUUUUGAGUCGCACAAAAUGAUAAAAAUGGGGAUAACAUUUGAAGGGCGCCUUACACAAACACUUUCAAGGCUGCAGUUGGGCUAAAUAUCAUCACAUACCAGUGUAUUCUAUUGUUGCUUAGUUCAUGUAAGAGUGAAAGAUAUGUUUAUUUGUUUUACUUUCAAAAUGUGCAACAUUUUUUAAGUUACUACUGUACUUGCUUGUACUUGACACAGUCUUCCCCAAUGAGAUUUAUGAGAUUUGAUGUAUUCAUGGCUAUGUGAACAAAGCGGGCAAAGAGUGAACUUACUUUUUUAUUCUAUUUUAAUCAAUUUUACUUAUCUACUUCUCUGAUUUUUUUUCCCCUUUAAAAAAUUUCCAUGUUUGGGUUCGCCUCUGACAUAUGUGUUGAUAAGGGUGUAAACAAAGAAUGGAGCUGAGCAACUAGCCAUUCAUUAUUAGCCUUGUCAUUGGAAGGUCAGGGCAACCUUGACAUGAACAAUUCAACAUGCUACAACAGCUCUGUCUACAGAAAGCAAAACUUUUUUGAAAAAUGGGAUAGUUGUUUUGAGUGAGGUUCUUGCCCACAGCUAAUUGCUUUUACCUCUGCUUUUUUGUUUCCUGUCAUGCUGCUAACCUCACAAAGGGUUCUGGGGGAAAAAAGGGUUUUCACUCCCAAAUGAAGAUGGUUUCUGUCAAAUUUCUACAAUAAAAUCAUACCAACCUAUUUUGCCCGGAAAUUUUUUAGAGGGUGGUGCAGCACCCCCGCUUGUAGGACCAUGCCUCACAAGAGAGCAGGGGUGCAUCAAGGCAAAAAAAUGGUAAAUGGGGCAAGGACUGAAAUGGCAUCCAUUUCCAAAAUCUGAAACAGGGGAAAAAAAACAAUUGGUAUCAUAAUUACCGUUAGCAGGCGAGCCACCUUACAGUCGCUCAAGCAUUUGAGAAAUUUCUUCCUAAAGGGCACCCAUUCACCUCACCUGUGUUUAGUGCUGCACAAUGUGGGUAAAUUUCUUACUGAAGGAGAACAGGCCAUGGUUUGGAAUAGAACACGAGUCCCUCAGAUUGAUACAUUACUUUGUUUUGAUGGUCUGUUUCGUCCUAAUCAUGUAUAUGUACCGAACCAUAUGUCAUAUUAUACAAUUAGUAGUUGCCUAUAAGUCGACUUUUGUCUAGUACUAGCCAUUCAUCAUUCCCAUCAGAAGAAUAAUUAACAUCAAUGGUGAAUCAAUACCCAAACACAAAAAAAGGUCACUGCAAGUCGGCAUUCAAGCAAUUUUCAUCCACUCUAAUUCUUUCUCAUUUCAAGUCAGUGAACAGUAGACUUUUGCAAUUUCAAAACACACCUCUUACUUCAUUAGUUGUUUGAAGAAGUUUAUGUAAAUGACAGAUAAAUAUCACUUGCAUGCAACUUCUGGAAAGUUUGACUCUCAGAAUUUCAUUGUUGGCUUAAUUUGAUGCCCCAAUUCCAGCCGUUGAUUGCAUUUUGUUCAAUUGAGGUGGUUUCCUUAUUGUAUAAUGAGUGUUUUCAUAGAUCAAGAUCUUGAUUAAUUCCCAAUAAUUUCUUAGGUUUUCAUGAAAAGGAAAUUGCAGUUAUGGUUAUUAUAAAUUUGGUGACAGCUGUCAUUCAAUAUCACUCAGGAACGAAUGAAAUUUAGGUUUCCAUGGAACCAUUGAAGUUAGAAUGAAUGGCAAAUAUUAUGCAAAAAAAGAUGCCUUGUUAAUGAUAUCAAAGAACAAUAUAUAAACAAUAGUAUGUGGAUUUUCAAAUAUGGCAUCACAUAACUUCCUUUUCUAAUACUUUUGAUGAUGAUGUUAAAGCAUUGAGAUAGUUCUGUUUUACCUCUGUGGUUAGGGUGUUGAUUAAAAAAUAUUGCCAACAGACAUACCUACGAUACUAAAGCAGAAGAAUCAUUUACUAGUAUUCAGAUUUAUCUUUAGAUUAAUCAGCUCUCAAAUAAUUGUUUAAUUUUUUUUUCUUGAGAAAUGUACUAAUCUAUGAUUUUCUGAUAUUUUAUUGAACUUAACUGAUAUAUGUAAGAUCAUGUUUCUAUGAGUAUUUUAUUGUUCUUGUCAGAAUUUCAAAAAAAUAUCAUUUUUUAUUAUAUUUUGCUCUUUUGCCUGGUCCAUGCAUUUAUAUUGAGACUAUGUAUAGAUAUUGUAAAUUACAGAUAUUGUAUGCCCAGGCAGGGACUUGGCAACAAUAAUGUGUAUAAACAAUCAUAUUUAAAUUGUCUACUUCCAUUUGUGGGAAUAAAAGAAUUUUGAUCAUAA